AUGUGGGAUGUGACCCUCUUUGGCGGCUGCACUUUUUUGCAGCAUCUUCUGCAGAUCUCGCCACUGCAGGAUGCAGCCGCUUCGAAGCCGCGAAGCGAAGCACUGCUUUGCAUGGCACUUGCCGAGCGAUUCAGCUUGCCGCAACUCUGCCAUCAGAACCAUCGGGGUCUCUGCGCUCUGACGUACGCAGAGCACCUGGUUCAACAAGUGGGCUCGAAUGAGGACGGCAUCUGGCUUCAGGUUGUCGAGAGCAUCAAGCGCCAGAUGAUCGCGAGGGCGCACGAGCACCAGGGCCAGAUGACCGAGCUCGUCGUCCUCCUACAUCAGCUUCAGGACGCUUUGGAUGUUAGCCAGGCGGACCCCGUGGGCGCCUGGCCCUGUGCGGAGCUUCGGCAGGUGGUCGACGCGGUAGAGGGCGUUGUCUUCCGGCUUGCCGUGGACAUCCGAAAGAGUUGGAUCAAGACGGGCCGAGGUUUGAAGGUCGGCCGCUACCACCGUCAUGUGCUUGAUCGCAGACGGUCAUCCUACUGA
Symbiodinium sp. CCMP2456 is the source of this 531-nucleotide messenger RNA. The record is from the annotation of a GenBank genome assembly. Lineage: Eukaryota; Dinophyceae; Suessiales; Symbiodiniaceae.